This is a messenger RNA of Ctenocephalides felis (cat flea), 2109 nucleotides long. RefSeq names its product V-type proton ATPase 116 kDa subunit a-like. Gene Ontology annotation, molecular function: ATPase binding; proton-transporting ATPase activity, rotational mechanism. Gene Ontology annotation, cellular component: plasma membrane; vacuolar proton-transporting V-type ATPase complex; vacuolar proton-transporting V-type ATPase, V0 domain. The record is from RefSeq and is a predicted model, not a curated record. Gene Ontology annotation, biological process: proton transmembrane transport; vacuolar acidification. Bases 47 to 2083 code for a protein of 678 amino acids. Lineage: Eukaryota; Metazoa; Arthropoda; Insecta; Siphonaptera; Pulicidae. The transcript has 14 exons.
AGUUUUCUUCGAUGAGGCUGAGGUAGGCUACCAUCGUUCCUCGCAGAUGGCUGAUCCGUCCAGGGAGGAAGAACAAGUCAAUCUCCUGGGAGAAGAAGGCCUUCGUACGGGCGGACAGGCACUCAAACUUGGCUUCGUGGCUGGCGUCAUACUUCGAGAAAGGAUUCCGGCGUUCGAGCGCAUGCUGUGGAGGGCUUGUCGAGGCAAUGUAUUUCUCAGGCAAGCUGAGAUUGAAACUCCUUUGGAAGAUCCUACAACGAGUGAUCAAGUAUUCAAAUCCGUAUUCAUCAUAUUCUUCCAAGGAGAUCAACUUAAAACACGUGUCAAAAAAAUUUGUGAGGGUUUUAGAGCUACAUUGUAUCCAUGCCCGGAAGCACCCUCAGACAGGCGAGAAAUGGCUAUGGGAGUCAUGACUAGAAUAGAAGAUCUUAACACGGUAUUAGGACAAACUCAAGAUCACAGGCAUCGUGUGCUGGUCGCCGCUGCUAAGAACAUUAUGAAUUGGUUUAUUAAAGUUCGAAAAAUUAAAGCUAUUUAUCAUACACUGAAUUUGUUCAAUUUGGACGUAACACAAAAAUGUUUGAUUGCUGAAUGCUGGGUACCUGUGCUUGAUUUGGAAACAAUUCAAUUAGCACUUAGGAGAGGAACGGAACGUAGUGGCAGUUCUGUACCUCCUAUUCUAAACAGAAUGGAAACACAUGAGGAUCCUCCGACUUACAAUCGUACAAAUAAAUUUACUAGCGGAUUUCAAGCACUCAUUGAUGCUUAUGGUAUUGCAUCAUACAGAGAAGCAAAUCCCACUCCUUACACAAUAAUUACGUUUCCCUUCCUGUUCGCCGUUAUGUUCGGAGAUUUGGGUCACGGAGCUAUAAUGGCACUUUUUGGGGCAUGGAUGAUUUUGAAGGAAAAACCAUUGGCAGCGAAGAAAACGGAUAAUGAGGUCUAUUUGGAAUAUAUUUUUGGUGGUCGUUAUAUCAUCUUUCUAAUGGGAGUAUUUUCAAUGUAUACUGGUUUCAUUUACAAUGAUAUUUUCUCAAAAUCGCUUAAUAUAUUUGGCUCAUCUUGGUCUACAAACUAUAAUUUAUCAACGAUAUUAACAAAUGAUGCAUUACAACUAAAUCCAGCAAACAAAGAUAUGUAUGAUGGUACGCCAUAUCCAAUUGGCUUGGACCCAGUAUGGCAGCUAUCUGCAAAUAAAAUUAUUUUUCAAAAUGCUUACAAGAUGAAAAUAUCAAUUAUUAUUGGAGUUAUUCAUAUGUUGUUUGGUGUUUCACUAAGUCUUUGGAAUUACAACUAUUUCAAAAAUAAACUCAGUAUUUUAUGUGAAUUCAUUCCGCAGAUUAUAUUUCUGACUUUCUUAUUCUUUUAUAUGGUUUUGCUCAUGUUUAUUAAGUGGGUGACUUAUUUUCCUACAGAUAAUGAUAAAGUAAGCCCUCAGUGUGCCCCCUCCAUUCUUAUAACGUUUAUCAAUAUGGUUUUAUUCAAACCAUCAACACAUUCUCUGGCAUGUGAAACUCCAUACAUGUACAGUGGUCAAGGGGGUUUACAAAAGCUCCUUGUUGUUUUGGCCUUGCUUUGUGUACCAUGGAUGUUAUUUGCAAAGCCAGUUUACAUCAUGCAAAUGCGGAAAAAACAAGCCUUGUUGGGACAGCAACCGGCUCAGGGAGGUGGUCAUGGCCAUGAUGAUAAUACUGAGAUGAGCGAAAUUUUUAUUCAUCAAGGUAUUCACACAAUUGAGUAUGUGCUGGGAUCUGUAUCACAUACUGCAAGUUAUUUGCGUCUUUGGGCGCUGUCGUUGGCUCAUGCCCAAUUGGCAGAAGUAUUAUGGAAUAUGGUUAUGAAGCAAGGAUUAGUUUAUGAUGGCUGGGUCGGUGGAGUUGCUUUGUGGUUGGUAUUUGCUUUUUGGGGUGUUCUCACUGUUGGAAUUCUUGUGCUGAUGGAGGGCCUCUCUGCUUUCUUACAUACACUUCGAUUACAUUGGGUUGAGUUUCAAAGCAAGUUCUACUCUGGUUUGGGCUAUGCGUUCCAACCAUUUGCAUUUGAGGCAAUAUUAGACACAGCCUCGACUGCGCCGGAGGAGUAAUGUGUUUUUCCCUUUAGAUAAAUUUU